Molecule: messenger RNA, 2142 nt
Organism: Aspergillus puulaauensis
Lineage: Eukaryota; Fungi; Ascomycota; Eurotiomycetes; Eurotiales; Aspergillaceae
Exons: 1
Coding region: 1-2142 (713 amino acids)
Source: RefSeq, a predicted model, not a curated record
AUGAAGCUUCGACACACCAUCCGUCCUCCGGUACGUUAUAGUGAUGAGAUAGUCUACUCCCCCGGGACAUCUCCACGGCGUAUGCGGAAAGAUAACAUGGUCAAGAAUCCGCAAUAUAUCGAUUACGUUCCGAACCAACGCCCUGCCGCGUUUCCGACGCGGAAUUUCCCACGCGCCUCCCCACAAAAUGGAAACACGGAGGACGGAUCAGGUCAAAACAUACAAAGAAACGGGAGGAAGGGCCUAGAGAGCUCCUGUUCGUUGACAGACCCCGGGAGCCAUGGCCGCAACUCUUUACACCCUGGCUUAGAGGGCGUACCGGCGGAUCAGCUUGACAAUUACAUUGCGAGCAAUGGGGACCUAAACCCGACAUGGGUCAGCAAUAUGGCUAAGAUGGCGGCUCCAGGAUAUAACUUCCCCAACGACGCUAUGGAUCUGGAUGUAAAUAUGGGGUACGCUGCUUAUGAAGCUAUGGUUCUGGAUAUGGAAGACACUGAUGUGGAUGGGGCAAUAUCCGAGGCUCCUGGGGUAAGCUCCGUUGACUCUGACUCCGACGAGUGGUCGUCAGAAGAGGCGUCGCUAACUUCCCAAUCUCAGCCUUCUUCGACAGGACCACGAGACCCAAGCUGGAGCGAUCUCUCAUGCCGAAUGCAAGCUGAAAUACUGGAAAAUCUACUCGAGCGUUACAGCCGCCCCACCGUAUGUCGUAUGCUCGGGUUGACCGCCGAGGAAAGUAGUGCAAUUAAGGAGCUCAUAAGAUCUCGCCGGGAGCAAGAAAAAUUGGAAGACACCGUGCUGAAAGCCAUGCGAGAAAAGCAAUUGAGAGAAUUUAUGAAAAUCGACAACAGUCUUCGGAACCAAACCCAAUCACCGCACCUCGGUUUCCAGAAAGCUUCUCGCCAGGCAUUCCGCAAGCUGGACGGACUCAUCCACCCAGACGUCAACUUCUUUGCUUGCGAAAGGUCUGAGCUCACGGCUGCAAGGAUAUUUUUACGCAAACGAGAGAUAGAGGCUAAGUUUGCAGGGGCUUGGGGAAAUGAAAUUGGUUGUUCUCGACCUUCCAAGAAUGGAGGAGGAGCGUCUUCUAAAAUGGUUGGUUUAGAUGGAGGCCCUGGCCCUAACCCCGUCGAAGCCAUCUGUCUAACGUCCAACCAAGCAAAAGUGCCCUCCACCUGCUCCUUCACCACCGCUACGGCCACCAAGCCUCCUACCAUCCGCCCUCAACUAGCAUCUUCCACGGUGAAACAAGGGUCUACAGCCAGCCUCGGAGAAUCGCCGACCAGCAGCAGUUCUGAAUUCCAGGAACUUAAUCGUGACUUGACUACGCCGGCGAAAUUGCUCACCCUCCGCAACAAAGGAAAACUCGAUAACGAAAGGGAUGAUGGCGAGAAGGAAGGCCCACAACAGAUCGACCUUGACGGUUGUCAGGAUCUAUCAGUAUCCGACCUCACACUGGGGAGUUCCCCGUGCCCUAAGAACGCCCCGCUCCCGCCCUCUUUCGAGAAGCUUGCCCUAAAACAGCCACGGCAAACUCUCCACCAGCAACAAUCUGCCAACAUUAUACAAAGAACGAACUCGUUUUUGACAAAUAAUCUGACCCCGCUGUCUAAAACGACCGAAAAUGGAAACUUCGACUUGGAACAUGACAUCCAGAGAUUGAAUAGCGAGCGGUCUCCACAGCGCCCGAGACCAUGGGUUCUCCUUCGCAGCGACAAGCUCUCGAACAGCACACAGGAGCCAGGUGGUACGAAGCACCACACAGAGAACCAGAGGUCAUGUCAAAACCAAACAUUUGGUGAUAACAUGGAAAGCCAUACGAGCAGUCGCCUCACCGAGCUCAACCUAACAGGAGUGGUCAAGCCCGACACACUCAUUCCUGUGUCGCCAUCUUCAACACCAACGGACCAUAUUGGCGGAUUAUCGUCAAGCCCAGAGACGAGGCGGUUCCGAUUCUCAACUCCCCCAUCGCCUGAAACAGUCCGUACGCAUCCUCCGUCUCCUUCUACGAGCGCAUCCUGUGGCACUCACACUGGCGAUGAGGACGAGGAUGAAGCUGAGGAUGAUGAGUUGCUGGAAGACGAGGUCGUGCUUGUCCCCAUUGGCCCCCGGGGACAUCCUUGGAGAAAGGUCUACAAUAUUUAA